This is a messenger RNA of Triplophysa dalaica, 990 nucleotides long. It is a transcript of the gene ostn, whose product is annotated as osteocrin. Lineage: Eukaryota; Metazoa; Chordata; Actinopteri; Cypriniformes; Nemacheilidae. The coding region runs from base 92 to 493 and encodes 133 amino acids. The transcript is spliced from 5 exons. Gene Ontology annotation, biological process: hormone-mediated signaling pathway. The record is from RefSeq and is a predicted model, not a curated record. Gene Ontology annotation, molecular function: signaling receptor binding.
CAGGAACCAGCAAAGGCAGAGAACGUGAGAAAUUCCAGGAACUGCGCAGUGUUCAACCGUCCCGUGUGACUGAAACCAAAUCAGAUUAAGGAUGUUGGGUUGUGGAUGCGUGCUGCUCUCGGGUCUGUUAACAUUGACCUUGUUCCACUGCAGUACUGAAAGUCUUCACAUACCCCAGGAAAGACCAGAGUACGUGGAAACGUCUGCUGUGGAGGACCGGCGUGUCCAGCGAGGUCAAACCGAGCAGAAGACCUCAGGAGCCGUGAACGCAAAACUGCACCUGCUUGACCAGCUGGUCAGACUGGAGAACGAUGUCAUUGAGACCAAAAGAAAACGCAGCUUCCCCGGAUCCAACACGCCACUUGACCGGCUGUCAAUCAGCAUCAUGGAUCCCAAGAGCAACAAGCAGAGGAAAGCCGAGUUGCCACGACGGCGAGUUAGCGUUCCAAUCGACCGGAUCGGAGUGGGCCGUCUUCCCAACAACCGAGGAUAGACUCCGCCCUCUGACCACACCCUGACAAACAGAAGGGGGAUGUCACUGGUAGAAGAUAUGCAUAAAGCACACCAGCCAUCACUAACCAUUGAACAAUCUUCCCUUUACAACCCUUGCCGCCUCUGAAGUUAUCUUCCUCAAUGAUUAACCUUCGAUCUCUGACCACACGCUGUCUAUUUCUUGUCCUUAUUCUCCAUUUCAGCCGCAUAUGUUCUUUGAUAUGAAGUGGCCGGUCUGCAUACAUUGUGAUGUAAUCAGAGCCGUUAGCCAAUCAGAGCAGAAUCUGCUCGUAGCUUUCAAUUGCACGUGUCAUUAUUAUUUACUCUAGUGUCCCGGCUCUCGCUUGCUGUAAUGUUGUUUUCUUACUUUGACUGGAGGUCGAACGAAUUGAGUUCAGCCUUGACAAUAAAAAUAAUGAAACUUUCUUUAAUGUUUCAAUAGUUUUCUUUGGUUGGAAAAGAACUGUAAGAUUGUAAAAAGUUAGUUAAACAUUUGUC